GUUUGUUCUAAAUCAUCUGCGUUGUAGAGAAAGGUUCGAAAUUUUGCUAGUUUUCGAGUGGGAAAUAUAAAUUACCAAGUGUAGACAACCGCUCCGAGGUCGCGAAGAACGGCUGAAAGGCAAGAUAGGUAAGAACCGCGACAUCAGGCUGAAAGGCGAUAGGUAAUAACAGCGACAUCAGGCUGAAAGGCGAUAGGUAAGAACCGCGACGACCGGCAGAUAGGUGACAGGGAAGAACCGCGAAGACUGGCUGAAAGGCGGUAGGUAAGAACCGUGAAGACUGGCUGAAAGGCGGUAGGUAAGAACCGUGAAGACUGGCUGAAAGGCGGUAGGUAAGAACCGUGAAGACUGGCUGAAAGGCGAUAGGUAAGAACCGCGACUACCAGCAGAUAGGUGACAGGGAAGAACCGUGAAGACUGGCUCAAAGGCGGUAAGUAAGAAACGUGACGACUGGCUGAAAGGCGAUAGGCAAGAAACGCGACGACCGGCAGAUAGGUGACAGAGAAUAACCGUGAAGAUUGGCUGAAAGGCGGUAGGUAAGAACCGUGAAGACUGGCUGAAAGGCGAUAGUUAAGAACCGUGAAGACCGGUAGAUAGGUAGUAGGGAAGAACCGUUAAGACUGGCUGAAAGGCGGUAGGUAAGAACCGUGAAGACCGGCUGAAAGGCGAUAGUUAAGAACCGUGAAGACCGGCAGUACGGCAGUAGGGCGACAGAGAAGGACCGCGGAGAUGACCUCCAAGAGCGCCUCCUCGUGGACGGCGGACGCCAGCGCCAAGAGCUCCUCGGCCUGCACCACGACUGGGGGCGGCACGGGGGGCGGCACCGGGGACGGGGCCGGCGCAGCUGACCGCCGCCGGGGGCAGCAGUCGUACUGCGCGGACUCCGACCCCACCUUCGGCGGCGACUGCAGCAGCCAGAGCGACGCGGCCGGCCCGUGGGCUGCUGCGCCGCCGAAGCAGUCCUCGCACAGGCGUCGCCACGGCAAGGCCGUCAGGGCCAAGCACGCGACUCCUCCCCAGCCGAAGAAGAAGCCCGCGCGCUGCCCCAAGGCGGAGGAUGCUCCCGAGCCCCCGCCCCUGUGGACGACCACGGUGCGCGUGGCUCCCCCCUUCGCCGGCGUGGUGCCCUACGACCCUCCAGACGCCGGCGACAGGCUUGACGGCAUAGCGGACGCCCCCACCAUCGCCUGCACGGACAAGGGCGACAUCAUCUACGUGGGCAUGUUCACGGACCUGCGCGAGCGGUUGGAGAUCAUGCAGACGACCCUGGACUUCGAGGGAUACUCGCUGGUGACGGAGCACCAGCGGUACCGCAACCAGGCCGAGGAGGGGGAGGAGCGCCAGAGACAGCUGUACCGGCGCCUCAAGCGGCUGGCGCAGCUGGUGGACGAGCGCAAGGACCGGCUGGACGAGUGGAACAAGGUGCUGCGCCGCAAGCCCCAGACGUCCUGACGCCCCGGGACUGCGCCCCCGCCAGCCGAGCCACGCCGACCCCUUCUGACGGUUGGAUCGUCAUGUAUCAUGCAGUAUCAUGGCCACAACGACCUCGGAGCUGUUCAUUUUCAAACACAAAACAACAGAAGUGGUUUUUUUCUCAUCCUUGUCUGGUCAUGCCAAUUGAAAAACGUCCCAAUUUGGUUUUUUGUUAAUUAACUCUCACGAUGGUUUUUUUUUAGUAAAGUAUAAUCAACAUGCAGUGUGGAUCAGGUUUUGAUAAUAAAAUGUGUUGAUAGUUA
Messenger RNA from Bacillus rossius redtenbacheri, 1736 nucleotides. RefSeq lists its product as uncharacterized. The record is from RefSeq and is a predicted model, not a curated record. The transcript has 4 exons. The coding region runs from base 730 to 1452 and encodes 240 amino acids. NCBI's taxonomy places the organism in Eukaryota, Metazoa, Arthropoda, Insecta, Phasmatodea, Bacillidae.